This is a messenger RNA of Metopolophium dirhodum (rose-grain aphid), 528 nucleotides long. Its product is annotated as histone H1B-like. The coding region runs from base 1 to 528 and encodes 175 amino acids. The record is from RefSeq and is a predicted model, not a curated record. The transcript has 2 exons. Gene Ontology annotation, cellular component: nucleosome; nucleus. NCBI's taxonomy places the organism in Eukaryota, Metazoa, Arthropoda, Insecta, Hemiptera, Aphididae. Gene Ontology annotation, biological process: nucleosome assembly; chromosome condensation; negative regulation of DNA recombination. Gene Ontology annotation, molecular function: double-stranded DNA binding; nucleosomal DNA binding; structural constituent of chromatin.
AUGACCGACACCGUUGCCACAACUCCGGCACCAGUCGUCGCAUCGCCGGCCGCCAAGAAGUCUCCUGCAAAGAAGAAGUUGUUGGCCUCUAAAUCCAAGAAGACUACCGUUGCGUUGCAUCCGACCACCGCCGUGAUGGUCACCUCGGCUAUCAAAGAGCUCAAGGAGAAGAAGGGUUCGUCGCUGCCAGCCAUUAAAAAAUACUUGGCCGCCAACUACAAAGUCGAUCCCGCCAAGUUGGCGCCUUUCAUUAGAAAGUUUUUGAAAGCCGCCGUCGCCAACGGUACCGUCGUUCAGACAAAGGGAACCGGCGCUUCGGGACAUUUCAAGCUGCCCGUGGCGGAGGUCAAGGCGAAAAAGGUCGUUAAUCCAGUCAACAGCCAGCCUGUUCAUACCUACUCUGCCGACCAACUCUGCAUCCAGCUUCUGAAGCAGUACCUUCAACAGGGCAACAGUGCCCACGGGUCAAAUCCGACCGUCAACCGUCAACUGCCGGUUCACUCCAACAGGACAUCAGCGUCUCAAUAA